AUGGCGUCUGUAACGUCUCUAGAUCAGGACAUGCGAAAGCUGCGCAUGGACAGAUAUACUCCCCAGGCGGCCAACGAGGUCCGCAGCUGGAUAGAAGGCACACUGGGAGAGCGACUGCCGGCGGGAGAUCUGCUGGAUGCGCUCAAGGACGGGACCGUAUUAUGCAGACUCGUCAAUCUCGCCAUACCCACUCCCGUGAGGUUCAAAAAGUCGGCCAUGCCUUUUAUACAGAUGGAGAACAUCUCCCACUUCCUCCGAGCCUGCGAACAGCCGCCGCUGAACAUGCCCGCACACGACCGCUUCCUCACUGUCGACCUGUACGAGUCCAAAGACCCAGCCCAGGUGCUGCAAUGUCUCAGCGCAUUCAGCCGUGUCGCCAAUUCAAGAAAUCCCUCCAACUUUCCUACCACCAUCGGCCCUAAGCGCGGCGGAGCUGGUGCGUUGAGCCCCUCAGCGACCGGAGGAGGCAUGACAAGUCCUGGCAUGCCACCGCCGUCUCCCGGCUAUACACGUAGCCGAGGGCCCAGCACAGCCAGCAAUACCAGCGGCUCUAGUACAUUCAAUCCCCUGGCGCGGCCGCCUGCUGAGAGGACACUGAGUGCGGCGCGUACCGGAGGCUCAGACGCAUCCUACACUUCCAAUGGUCUCCCCAAGUCACCUCCGGGCGGAGUUAGUAGCUGGAGCAAGAAGGUUGACGAAGGGAGCACAGCACCGGCAUGGAACAUUCACCAGUACGGCUACAUGGGUGGCGCGAGUCAGGGCAACCAGGGCAUCGCAUUCGGCGCACGCCGGCAGAUCACGAGCGCAGGUCCGCACGUGCCGAACAUGGCUGAGAAGGAGCGCCUGCGACGUGAGAAGGCGGCCGAGGAAGAGAGGCUACGAUUACUAGCCGAGGAGGCCGAAAACAAACGCCGCAUCGAGCGCGAGGCUGAAGAAGAACGCAUACGCCUCGAGGAAGAGCAGAAGUGGGAAGAAGAGACACGCAGGCAGCAAGAGGCCAAGCAAGCGCGCCUCGACCAGCAGAAGCGCGAGUGGGAAGAGCAGGAGCGCCAAUGGAAGUUAGAUGAAGAACUCCGCCAGCGAGAAGAACGAGAACAACAAGAGCGGAUAGAGGCUGAGACGCGACGGAAGCGUGCUGGGAGCGACGCCAGACUCAAGGGACAGUACCUAAGCCAGUACCAAGCCGAACAAGUCAGGUCACCGCGCAGUCGACGGGGAAGCAGCGAGGAGCCCAACGCCGAGCGCGAACGCAUACGAGAGUUGGAACGCCAGCUUGAAGAAGCCAAAGAGCGCGAGCGCCAAUACCAAGCCGAGCGCGAAGGACGUCUCCAAGACAAGAAAGUGCGAUCGAGAAGUAAGAGCCGUACGCGCGAGCGGUCCAAGAGUCGAGCCCGUCCACAACCUCCACCGCGCGCCCCAAGUCCGCAAGAUAGUAAUGUAUCCUGGGCGCAAGCAGACGACCGUGAAUAUCUACGCAAACAAUGGGAUCAGACACAACGGCAACCCGCGCGUCCCCUGCCCGAACCCACACCACCAUCCCUUCCCACCCGCCCACUUCCAGAGCCAACAACGACGCGUCCGCUUCCCGACCCAGCCACAUACACACAGCAGAAGCAAAGCCGAACGGACCGCUACCUUGCAUCAAACCCUCCUCCUACAGCACCUAAGCCGCAGACGUACAUUCCCCCCGAACUAACUUCGACCUCCGAGCAACGUGGCGAAGACUCACGUCGCGCCGCCGCACAGCAGAAGACUAAGAACGCGGGAUGGGCGAGUAAAUCUCUGCUCGAGCGUGAAAUGGAGCGCGAGAGAGAGAGACAAAAGGAGUGGGAGGAGAGUCAACGCGCGCUGCAGGAGGCGGCCAAAGAUCCCAAUGCAGGCACAGGAGGAGGCCAAAGUUGGGAUGUGAAUCAGUAUGGGUACAUGGGUGGUGACAAUCAGAACAGACUUGGAGGUAUUGGCGCAGGGAAGAGGCAGAUUGUCGGACCGAGGUUGGGGGGGCCUAGGCCUUUUGGGCGGAGGGCUGAAUAG
Molecule: messenger RNA, 2031 nt
Organism: Alternaria burnsii
Lineage: Eukaryota; Fungi; Ascomycota; Dothideomycetes; Pleosporales; Pleosporaceae
Exons: 2
Coding region: 1-2031 (676 amino acids)
Molecular function (GO): protein binding
Source: RefSeq, a predicted model, not a curated record